GAAGGCCGUGGUUAUCGAUCCCGCUGCUGGAGGGAGGCGGCGGAGAAGCAGCAGAGAAAAUGGCGGCCAUGGCUGCGGAGGCGGCAGCGACUGCAGCGGUGCCGGGCGAUGGGGGGGCGGGCGAAGCCGAGCCCGAGAUGGAGCCCAUCCCGGGCAGUGAGGCCGGCGCGGACCCUCCUCCUGCAGUCACCGAGGCCGUGGAGUCGGCGGCGCCCGACGGAGAGGAGGCCGACGGGGGAAAGGGAGCUCCCGGCGAGGCCGAGGAGCCGCCGCCCGUGCAGCUCGCCCGGAGCCCGGCCGGGACGCGGGAGCCGGAAGGCGAAAGGACGGAGACGCCGCCGCCCUCCGGCCUGGAGGCGGGUUCGCCGCAGGCCGAGCUCCGAGGAGCGACCGGCCCGGAGCCCGAGGAGCGGCCGCAGCCCUGCCCGCCGCCCGCCGCGCGUCCCCAGCUUCCCGAGGAGUGGCCGCAGCCCUGCCCUACGGCUGCCGGGGGCUCCGCGAAGCGGGAGCCCGGGGAGGAGCCGUCCCGGCCGGAGGAGGAGGAGCCGGAUGCUGCCGCCGCGGAGCCCGAGCGCCCGCCGCCCGCCGCCCCGAGCGGGGGGGAGGCGGAGGCGCCGCUGCUGCCCGGCUCCGAGGUGCGGGUCACCCUGGAUCACAUCAUCGAGGACGCCCUGGUGGUCUCGUUCCGGCUGGGGGAGAAGCUGUUCUCCGGGGUCCUCAUGGACCUCUCGAAAAGGUUUGGACCCCAUGGAAUCCCUGUGACCAUAUUUCCUAAAAGGGAAUACAAGGAUAAACCUGAAGCCAUGCAGCUCCAAAGUAAACCAUUCCAAGAUGAGGCACAGGUGAAGUGUGAAUCUAAUGCUGCAGUCCCCGAUGACUCUUCUCUCACACAGCCAUCAGAACCAAGCUUAGCUAAAAGCCUAUGGACUUCUAAACCACCUCCUCUCUUCCAUGAGGGAGCGCCAUAUCCUCCUCCUUUGUUUAUCAGGGACACAUAUAACCAGUCAAUACCUCAGCCUCCGCCCCGGAAAAUUAAGCGGCCCAAGCGUAAAAUGUACAGGGAGGAGCCCACUUCUAUUAUGAAUGCUAUCAAACUACGACCCCGACAGGUCUUAUGUGACAAGUGCAAAAACAGUGUUGUUGCAGAAAAAAAGGAGAUAAAAAAAGGUGGCAAUGCAAGUGACUCUUCAAAAUAUGAGGAUAAUAAAAAACGAAGAAACGAGAGCGUGACUACUGUGAAUAAAAAACUUAAGACUGACCAUAAGGUGGAUGGAAAAAGCCAAAAUGAAAGCCAGAAAAGGAAUGCUGUGGUCAAAGUUUCAAAUAUUGCCCACAGCAGAAGCAGAGUAGUUAAAGUUACUGCACAAGCAAAUACUUCAAAAGCGCAGUUAAAUACAAAAAAAGUUCUCCAGAGCAAAAACAUGGAUCAUGCAAAAGCUCGGGAAGUCUUGAAAAUGGCCAAAGAAAAGGCACAAAAGAAGCAGAGUGCAACCUCCUCUUCCAAAAAUGCACAUUCAAAGGUCCACUUCACACGGCGUCUUCAGAACACCAGCUCAGGUUCCCUCCCACCCCGAUUGCGUUUAAAGCCACAAAGAUAUCGGAAUGAAGAAAAUGACUCUUCUCUCAAGACAGGACUUGAGAAAAUACGGAGUGGCAAGAUGGCAACUAAGCCGCAGUCUCGCUGCUCCUCCACCCGCUCAGCAGGUGAGGCCCCUUCAGAAAAUCAGAGCCCCUCAAAAGGCCCUGAAGAGGCCAGCAGUGAGGUUCAGGACACAAGUGAAGUGCAUGUAACUGUUGAUCAGGAUGAACACCAGACAUUGGGCAAGAGAGGCAGCAAAAGCAAUAUAACGGUUUACAUGACCCUUAAUCAAAAGAAAUCUGACUCUUCCAGUGCAUCAGUAUGUAGUAGUGAUAGCACAGAUGAUUUGAAAUCUACCAACUCUGAGUGUAGCUCUACUGAAAGCUUUGAUUUUCCUCCAGGCAGCAUGCAUGCACCUUCCUCCUCCUCCUCCUCUUCGAAAGAAGAGAAAAAGCUCAGUAAUUCCUUGAAAAUGAAAGUCUUUUCCAAAAAAGUCUCUAAAUGUGUUACACCAGAUGGCAGGACCAUAUGUGUAGGGGACAUUGUUUGGGCCAAAAUUUAUGGCUUCCCUUGGUGGCCAGCCCGUAUCCUGACCAUAACUGUGAGCCGGAAAGAUAACGGUCUUUUAGUUCGCCAGGAGGCUUGUAUAUCAUGGUUUGGCUCCCCAACAACGUCUAUUCUUGCUCUUUCACAACUAUCCCCCUUUUUAGAGAACUUCCAGUCGCGCUUUAAUAAGAAGAGAAAGGGUCUUUACCGCAAGGCCGUCACAGAGGCAGCCAAGGCUGCUAAGCAGCUGACUCCCGAAGUUCGGGCCCUGCUGACGCAGUUUGAAACGUGAACAUGGAGAGUAAGCUCAGAGGCACUAGGCAGCUGCUGUUCUUAUGGAACCUCACUACACUGCCACGAAGAGCACCAGCUCAUCAGGACUGAAAGAAAUCUGAGACUGAAUGGUCCUAUUUUUCCUCUGAAAUCUUCACCAAGCAGUAAACAUUUUUUGAAUGGGAAAGGGGGUAAAUAUGUUGAAGCCACCCCUCGCACCCUGCUGGGGCACCUGUACCUAAUGUACAUUUUCUUUAAAGUUUAAAAAGAUGUUAGGAAAUAUUUUAUAAAACUUUUUUGCAAUAAAUGACGCAUGAAAUUAUUACAGACUCUAUGACACUUACAUGCAAGGAACCACUUGAAUUAUUGGUAUGAAGAAUCACUGCAAAUAACUGUUUUUUUUUUGUAAUGUGACAGUCAGUUUGUAUGUUUCGAUAGGUGCCAGUGAUGGAGCCAAUUGCCUGGGAAGUUGACUGUAACUUUUGAACUUUUAUUUUAAUUCUUAACUUUAGCAUUGCAAUUUUCCAUUCUAUGAGGCUUAGUUAGUAUUUAGUGCAGGUGUUAGCAGAGCUGUGACCUGUGAUCAAAAGCAUGUCUGAAACCAGUUGUAUUGUACAAUAUGAACAGUCCUGCUACGUGAGACCAACAUUUCCCAUAGAAGUGAUGGAAGGGGCAGUGACCACAAAUCCGUGUAUCUCUGUAUUAUGGGAAAGCUCCUUCUGUGUGAAUAUGGUUGCAUUUUAUUUAUGCUGUUGUACCACUUAGGGAACCGAGGAUUGCAGAAGGGUUACGAUGCAGAGAGCAGCGUUUUGCUUAUGAUACUUUGACGAGAUGGGAGUCGUGAAUGUGGAGAGAUUAAAUGGAAUGGCAUUUCUAUUUCAAAUCAUGGGUUAAUUUUUCCUUUUGACGUCAAUAUUUCUCAGAUACGUAAGUAGUAGAGCAAAGGCUUUAUUCGUGUUUCUGAUGGUUGUUGACUUCUUUGAAUAGCUGUAAAUCAAAAAAAGAAACCCAGUGGGUUUGAUCCAUUUUAUUCCCUUUCCCCAAAAGGUGUCUGGUGAUUACGACUUACUUCAGUGGAGCUUGUGAAUGCUGGACAUGCUGCUGAAAUAUUGACUUAUUAAAUAUUAAUUUAUUUGUCACUGAUUAUUUCAUGUUGUGUGCACAUUUUCUCAGCAGUAUCAUUUCUUACAACGUUUUUAGAAGGGGAUCUACUAUAUAGCCUGGGAAAAAAUAUUUGUUCUGAAGAACUGAAAAUGUGCACAUAAUCUACUCAAAGUCAAAUUUCUGUUUAUAUAGAAGUGAAAAGACUUGUAUUAAACUCUUUUCCUCUUUACUAAUAUCCUGAUUUGAUUGGAGAGCACAGUGUCUUUGUCCAGAUCAUUUAAAAAGAAAAAUACCUUUCUGAGAGGUGUCUGUCAGCAUGAAGGCAGUUUUACAGCCUUCGUGUAUGGAGCCUGAAUUAAGUAACAUAGAAUCCAAACUCACUCCACCUCCACUGCUUGGCUUUGGUGCUGGCAGUGGGUUUCAGUUAGUUGAGCAGUUGGGGAGAAGGGCAGUGAGGGGCUGGAGCAGCUCCAGCAAGGGCAAAUCAGCAAUGCACACAGUGAGGCUGGCCGUGCUGAGCGCUUGCUCAGUUCCUUUUAUUAAGAGGUAAUUUAUUUAUAAAGCUGGAAAUGGAGCACAUGCUGCCUACUUCUUAACAAACAGCUGCAUCAUGCUAUAUAGUAGGUUCGAGUUGUACAGUUUUUCAUAAUAAACUGCAAUCCUUCUUUUUAAGUUUCGGAUUAAUGUUUGGCAGCACUCUUCCUUUUCACCAGUCAGGUGCUGUUGGUGGCUGAGAUGUGAUUAGAAUUUAGAAAAAUUAAGGCAUCUGAUGUGAUGAAAGGGAAAGUGAUGUGCUAUGGUGUAUGUGCUGGCCUUUCACCUCUGGACACCAAACCCCCAUUGCACUGCUAAUCAGUGACAGCCUUGGCCUAAUAAAUCACAUUUUUUAUCCACACCCACCCACCCUCACCCAAAACCAAACAACCAAAUUAAAAAGAAGCCACCAAACAACAUGGCACAAAACAGUUUCUGCUCAGGAAAAAGGCCCAGGACUGUAAUAGCAGGGUUAUUGCACAUUGGGUUGAAAACCGAUUGAUGUUGUAAGUAGAAGCCGGUAGUGCCUGCCUGUGUGACAUCUGACUCUUAACCAGUGCUCUGAUUUCCUCACCAUGAGCACUUGUGCACAGCAGCUGAAAUAUAUAUAUAUAUAUAUUUAAAAAAACACUUAAGAGUGAUGCAGGUCUAUGCAUUGGAUAAUAUGGGUAUAUAAGCAAACAGCAUAAAAAUAGACAAGGUAGCUAACUGUACUUGUGUUUGUUUUCACAGAAAGUAUUGCAGCCAUUUUGUUUGAAACCAGAUUUUCAUUUUGAAAUGAAAUUGUCAGGGAUAUUCUAAUGAUAGAGAAUUACAGUAAUGUAUUGCUUUUCACUUUUUUGCUUUAGUUGCUUAAUAUUUAAGCUUUGCUCCGUGCUACCUUCUUGUCUGUAUAUUGAAUGGUCACUAUGCCUCUUUCAUUUUGUAGACUUGAAUGAGGAAAACGAUUCAUCCUUUAAGGUUUGCUGAGAAGUAAAUGAUAAAGAAUGUUGUGUAACAUUUAUUCAAAUAAAGCCUUGAUUUUUUUCA
Molecule: messenger RNA, 5065 nt
Organism: Tympanuchus pallidicinctus (lesser prairie-chicken)
Lineage: Eukaryota; Metazoa; Chordata; Aves; Galliformes; Phasianidae
Gene: PWWP2A
Product: PWWP domain containing 2A
Exons: 3
Coding region: 60-2417 (785 amino acids)
Cellular component (GO): nucleus
Molecular function (GO): chromatin binding; histone binding
Source: RefSeq, a predicted model, not a curated record